Amborella trichopoda is the source of this 2886-nucleotide messenger RNA. Its product is annotated as RNA-binding (RRM/RBD/RNP motifs) family protein. The record is from RefSeq and is a predicted model, not a curated record. Lineage: Eukaryota; Viridiplantae; Streptophyta; Magnoliopsida; Amborellales; Amborellaceae. Gene Ontology annotation, molecular function: RNA binding.
UUUAAUUUGUUUUCCCUCUCAUAUCUCUUGAUCUUCACUGUAUUUUGUUUCCCGAUAAACGAGGAGAGAGAGAAGCUCGGACACAGAGAAAGAAUGGCGCUCUCUCGUACAUCUAUAGCAGCCUCUAGACUCCACUUUCAGAAUAAAGGAACUGCGACGCCUAAUUGCUGGCUUUGUACUGCAACAACAACUGGUAAAAAGAGGCAAACAAAAAAGACUGAAGAAGCAAAGGAGCAGAGAACCCUAGCUAUAAAAACAUUUGUAAAGAAAUAUAUGAUGCUGAACCCUGGAACAUUCCCUAAAGCAACAUUAGUUCACCAGGAAGUUGGUGGGUCAUGGUAUAUUUUGAAAAACAUACUUUCGGACCUCAAGGAAAAUUUGGUGAGCCAUUUCGAGAAUCACAAAACCACCGCAAGUGCAGAGGUUGAUGGAGGAACUGGUCAAGCAAAGGUCACUAUAUCUAGAUGUUCAGAAACAAAUGCUAAUUCAAAUGAUUCAAAAUCUAGUGAGCUAGUUCCUGAAGCCCAACAAGCUACUGAAAUUGAUGGAGGAACUAGUCAAGCAAAGACCACUAUAUCUAGAUGUUCAGAAACAAAUGCUAAUUCAAAUGAUUCAAAAUCUAGUGAGCUAGUACCUGAAGCCCAACAAGCUACUGAAGUUGCUAACACUCCAAAUGAAAGUCUUUCUUCGAAUGAAGAUCUCACUCAUGAUACACCUCUCUCUCCAAAUGGAAAUCUUUCUUGUGGACCCAGAACACACGGCGUAGUUAGAGAGAAGAUGAGACUUGAGGUUCCUCUUCCAUCAAUUGUAUCCCCUCCUGGCUUAGUGAAAGAGAAGACGAGACCUGAGGUUCCUCUUCCAUCAAUUGUAUCCUCUCCCUAUAUUGCAGACGGUGAGCCAAUACCUAUUGCUGAGGAAGCUGCUGAAGUUCCUGAAAUUCCCCAUGAUGUUCUUUCUAAUGAACUGGCCAAGAAAAUUUGCUUAGAAAAUGAGAAGAGCGAAAUAGUCCUAUCAGAGGAAUCCUCUCCUGGUAUUUCUGAUGAGGAUAUAACUGCAAAUCUAAGCACAAGCAGGGGGAAUGCUUCUAGUUCCAGUGGUAGGAUCAGGGGGAAUGCUUCUGGUUCCAGUGAUAGGAUCUGGAUUAUGCUUGAUCGGAUCAAGGAACUGGCUAAAGAUCUGAACAAUAAUGGCCAUAAUAAUUCUAAACAAGUCAAGCCAGGGCCAAAAUUUGGAAAACCAAUAAAGCAGUCUAUGAUUGAUGGACUUAGGCUUUUUGAUGUGAUCAAGGAGCAAGAGAAGAUUCGUGACUCAGGCAUUAAUAAUGGUGCCAAACAACUCCAGCCAGAUAAAAGUUUUGUUAAGGAUGAUAUAAAAGAUGAUGGACCAUUGAAGGUUCCAUUCGAAAAAUUUGAUUCUGAUGAGGAUUUAAGUGAUUCUGAGGUUGCAGCUUCAGAAUAUGGAGAACCUGACCCCUUUGUUCCCCUACCAAGCAAAAGAAGUUUUCCUUCUUUCUCCAAAAGGCCAAUAGGUCAAAACACUCUAUUUGUGAAGUUCUUGCCAAAGUCAGCCACGGAUGUUGAUAUUCGGAAAGCAUUUGGUGGUUGUGGAGAAAUUGAAGAGCUCUGCAUCAUUCCAUCAUUGAAAGCUACUGCUAGGUUCAACAAUGCUUAUGUCUCAUUCCUGAGAGGAGAAGGGCUGCAAAGAGCUCUAGAGAAAAGCAAUCUAGUUAUCAAUGGUGCUGAUGUGGUUGUCGAGGCAGAUUCGCCUUUGCUAAAAAUAACGAACAUGGUUUCUAUUUCUAAUUUGAUUGGAGAUCCUGAUGCACCAUUGCCAUUGUUGGAAAAUCCAGUCCGGACCAUUAUGGUCCGAGGUUUGCCUGUCGGUAUCGGGUCUCACCAGCUCAGUUUCUCUCUCUCCAACUUUGGAUCCAUAUCCAGAUUCAUUAUGGGUUCAUCUUUAUCUAUUGGUUAUAUUGAAUUUGAGACAGAAGAUGCCAAAGAGAAAGCUCUCGCCGCUUCUACAAUAUCUCUGUCUGGAAAGCAGAUACAGAUCCUCAGGAUUGAUGCCCCAAGAACUUCAGUUGUGAGAAUUUCAAAUAUCGGUCGAGAAACAAAGCAAAUAAAGAUUUUGAGUACCUGUGAGACUUAUGGAGCAGUCAAUAGAGUGGUGAGCAGGGAUGGAGAUACAGUGGAUGUGCACUUCAUGUUGUCUGAGCUUGGAAACAUGUUGCAAAUUCUUAACCAUCUUAAUGGUAUGGUCGUGAAUCAGUGCCAAUGGUGGGCUCGUCCCGCAACUGUUUUCCCACCACAAAUCCUUCAAUCCCUUUGGAAGUCCACUGAAGGAAGACAAUAUGUACUCACAGUGGUUCAAAAUCUAUGCCGAAAAACCUGCCCUGGUUCAACUGUUCAUGCAGAAAUGGCUGGACUUGUGGCAAGAUAUUAUACAACACCAUAGGUUUGAGAAGUUUGCAUCCAUCCAUUGCGGUUGACUGCAUUUGGUCAGGGAAAAUUCAUGUCCGAGGUGAAAGAGAGUUUGGGUUUUUGAGAGAACAACACUAUAUCUAUCCAUUGCGGUUAACUGCAGUUGAUCAUGGAAAAUUCAUGUCUGAGGUGAGAGAGAGAUUAGGUUUUUAAGAGAGAGAGAAGAGAAAGGCUUGAAUUAUCAUGGCCCAUGUAUGUGAUUAUUAUGCGACAUUGCAUAUAUUUCUGAUUCAUGAUGGGGGCAAUUUCCCUUGAUAUGGAGGGAAUAUUGUCAGGUGAAAUAAGGCAUGCUUCCCUUCUUAGUAAUGGGAGUCUUUGAAACUUAAAAUUGUAGUUGCAAUGGGGAUUAGACUCGUUUAGGAUUAGAGAAAGGGCGAAAGAUGCAUAUCCUCCUCUCUAUAAUUGU